AUGCGUCCGACACAAUUAUUUCGCAUCAGGAUAUUGUGUCAAGUCCUGCGAGAACUUAAUAUGAAGAGUCUCGCCCUAAAACUCUUAUUCAUUGCCGUAAUUUUUGCUUCUGCGACAUCUGGGCUACAAAGUAGAUCUUCCAUCACGAAUCCUCAGUUACAAUGUAAAUCUAGCAUCAUAAACUUUCCGGACGUUAACGGAAAAUAUACAGGAUUUACUCUAUUGGCAAACGCUAGUACCUGCAAUGAUCCAACAUAUGUUCCAUGUCCAAAUAACAAUGGAUGUUGCCCUACAGUUGCGACAUGUUUACCUGACGGCUGCAACAUUCCAUGCACUACCAAAGAUAUACCUUGUGGUAAUGGUUGCUGCCCCCCUGACAAAGUUUGCACACCUGACUUUUUUUGUGAUGUUGGCAACAGCCCUCCUCCCCCUGCUCCUGGUGGCUGCAGUGAUCCAACAUAUGUUCCAUGCCCAAAUAGCAAUGGAUGUUGCCCUACACUUGCGACAUGUACUAACAGUCAAAGCUGCAACAUUCCAUGCACUUCCCAAGAUAUACCUUGUGGUAGUGGUUGUUGCUUCCCUGGCCAAGUUUGCACACCUGACUUUUUUUGUAAUGCUGGUCCUGGCAACACCCCUCCUCCCGCCCCUCCGCCUCCAUCAAAUCCGCCUCCUCCAUCAAAUUCACCUCCUCCAUCAAAUCCUCCGCCUCCGCCAAAUCCGCCUCCUCCAUCAAAUCCUUCACCUGCAUCAAAUCCGCCUCCAGAUUCUCCUAAUGCGCCGCUCGUUACUCUACCACCGUUUUCCGAUGAUUGGACAGUACAUGGAGCCGGCGCUUUCUGGCUGGACAAUAUUCAUGACCUUCUUGGGCCAAUGCGGCUCGCACCAUAUGUAUUGGAUUAUGUGUUUGGUGUAGAAAGUGACGAGGAGAAGAUAUUGGAGGGGCUGAAGGGGAAGGAUGAUAUAUUAUUAAAAACACUGAUAUGCCAGGAAUCUGUUGGUAUAUAG
Messenger RNA from Paraglomus brasilianum, 1005 nucleotides. The record is from the annotation of a GenBank genome assembly. NCBI's taxonomy places the organism in Eukaryota, Fungi, Glomeromycota, Glomeromycetes, Paraglomerales, Paraglomeraceae.